AUGACGGGCAGAUUCAGCUCACAGAUGCCGCGGGCAGGCAUAGGUAAUCCGGGGUAUCGAGGUGAUCAGGAAUCGGUCUUGUCAAAAGUACAGUCCCGUCUUCACUGCCUUUCCAAUCCAGGAUGUCGGCAAGCCUCGGCCGAACGUCUUGACAUCUUACUUGCUGCUCCUGGCGCUCCAUGGCGGGAUAAUAUUCCCAGACCUCAACACUGGCUCGGACAAGAGACUGGCCAAGUGCGCUAA
Molecule: messenger RNA, 243 nt
Organism: Podospora pseudocomata
Lineage: Eukaryota; Fungi; Ascomycota; Sordariomycetes; Sordariales; Podosporaceae
Exons: 2
Coding region: 1-243 (80 amino acids)
Source: RefSeq, a predicted model, not a curated record